AGAUGGAUGCCGAAAUUGCCAGAUUAAACAAAUUAGCUGAAGAAAGAGUUCGUACCGGUGGUAAAGGUUCAAUGAGAAGAAAACAACAAGUUGUCCACAAAAGCUCAACCUCUGUUGAUGACAAAAAGAUCCUCCAAAAAUUAAACUUCAAAACCAGACCAAUUGAACAAAUUGAAGAAGCUAACCUCUUCAAAAACGACGGUAACAUCAUCCACUUCAAAAACCCAAGAGUUAAUGCUGCUCCAAACACCUUCAUUAUCUCUGGUCACAACGAAGUUAAACCAAUGGCCUCAAUCCCACACGUUAUCACCCAAUUAGGUGCUGAAAACUUAAACCAAAUCAGAAAGAUGGCUGAAGCCUUCAAAGCUGCCGACAAAGACAUCACUGCUGAUGAUAUCCCAGAAUUAGUUGAAAACUUUGAUUCAAAACAAUAAAUAAAUCAAAAAUGAAUUAUAAAUAAUAUUUAAAAU
Messenger RNA from Dictyostelium purpureum, 470 nucleotides. RefSeq lists its product as uncharacterized. Gene Ontology annotation, cellular component: cytosol; nascent polypeptide-associated complex. The record is from RefSeq and is a predicted model, not a curated record. The coding region runs from base 3 to 434 and encodes 143 amino acids. The transcript has a single exon. NCBI's taxonomy places the organism in Eukaryota, Evosea, Eumycetozoa, Dictyosteliales, Dictyosteliaceae.